Drosophila grimshawi is the source of this 5456-nucleotide messenger RNA. It is a transcript of the gene Su(z)2, whose product is annotated as protein suppressor 2 of zeste. The record is from RefSeq and is a predicted model, not a curated record. Gene Ontology annotation, cellular component: PRC1 complex. NCBI's taxonomy places the organism in Eukaryota, Metazoa, Arthropoda, Insecta, Diptera, Drosophilidae. Gene Ontology annotation, molecular function: promoter-specific chromatin binding; metal ion binding. Gene Ontology annotation, biological process: negative regulation of transcription by RNA polymerase II.
UGUAGACAUAUUUACGCUCAAUUUUCCGUUUUCGCUGUAACAUUAUUUCUCGGCAAAGCUUGUUGCGUGCGCGUCGUGUCUAUAACUGAGACAUGCUAGCAUCUGAAAAAAGAUACCAAAUUAUAUAGAGGCUAUAUACACAGUUAGAAAAUGCAUCUGAAAACGGAGCCAAGCACAGCCAAAACGCAGCCAAAGCACCAAUUGGAGGGAGGCGACGGAGCUGUCCACGAGAUGAGAGAGUUCAAUGACCUGAUGACCUGUCGCAUCUGUCAGGGUUAUAUGAUAGAGCCGACAACCGUUGACUAUUGUUAUCACACAUACUGUCGCAGUUGCAUAUUGAAGCAUUUGUUGCGCGAUGUUUACUGCCCACAGUGCAAGGGCAGCGGUGGCAAGCAGAUCAGCGAGGAUAAUCUCAGAUCCGAUGACACAAUGCGCGCCCUGAUUUAUAAACUGGUGCCGGGUCUCUAUCAGCGCGAAUGCCAGCGUCUCGUUGAGUUCGAGGAGCAGCACCGGGAGCUGGUUGAGGAUGCGGAGGAUGUGCUCGGGCCACAGCAGCAGCACCAGGAACAGGAGUUCUUUACGCCCGGAGAGCCUAUUAGUUUAUCCCUAGAAUAUCAUCCUGCAAUGCUGAAACAGUGCGGGGCUGGCGAAAAGCCGCCCGUCUGCUAUCUUCAGUGCCCCGCCGACUUGAGGGUUGUGCAUCUGAAGCGGUUUCUCUGCUCCAAGUACGACAUCGAUGCGGAGAACAAACAUGUCGAGGUCGAGGUCACGUAUGAGGAUGAGGUUUUGCCGCCCAGCUUUACGCUGAUGGACGUCGGCUAUUGUUACCAGUGGAAGCGGCAUGCGCCGAUGGCAUUUCGAUAUAGGAUUUUGCUUUACGAGUGCGCGACAAUAAAAAACGAUGAGAACAAUUUGUCAAAGGUUAAGCAGGAUAUUGAGUUGAGUUCGACUGCUGCUGCCCACACAGCUGCCGCAAAGAGUGGCAAGUCGGUGACCUUUGCGGAUGAUGUCGAAUCGCAAUCGCAGUCGCGUCUGCUGCCAGCCACAAGCAAAUCGACGCGCAGCAAAUCCACAACGAAACUGGCCAAAAGCAAGCAGCGCACCCAAUCCCAAGCGGCAACCAACAAGCGGGAACAGCAGGAUGACCCAGCCUAUGCCCCCAGCAAUUUCAAGAGUCUGCGCAGCAACGAUAUGCGCUACUGCGACUAUGGCGUCAGCAACUCCUCCAGCUCCAAUUCCAGCACCAACUCCAGUUCGAGCUCAGCUGCAGCGCCAGCUCCAACUCCGGCUCCAACACCAGCGCCGCUGUUGCGUGUGAAGAGCGAACCGGAGCCGGAGGAGCUGGCGGGCAAUUGCAAGCCAAACUUUGUGGUCAGCAUACCGCAAUCGCAGCUGAGCAAAUCCGCUGGCUAUGCCGAUGAGGGCGGCUUCGAGCUGAAGACGGCCAACAAGAAGUCGCCGCAGUCGCAUCUGCCCAAGCUCAAGAUCGAGCUGAACAGCAUGAGGGCCAAGCUAACCAUGCCCAAGUGCGGAGCGCGCUUGGAGCAGUCGUGCGAGGUGCUGCCGCAUCAGCAGCUCGAUCUGGAGACAUAUGCCAAAAAUAUUGGACUCAAACCGAUUGAGCCGACAACAGCAACAGCAGCAGCAGUCGGAGCAGCAGCAACAGUUGCUGUCGUUACCAGUCCGCAGGAUGCACUCAAAUACAGUCCAAAUGCAUCGCCAAUGAGUUCGUGCUCCUCCUCGACCAAUGGCUCCAAUGGCACUGCCGAUGCGAGCACCUCUACCUCGAUGUCUACCACAUCUUCCACAUCCUCCUCGCAUCGCAAGCGCAAGAAGAAGCACUCGAAGGAGCCAAAGGAUGCGAAUGGCAAGCGCAAGAAACUCCAUGCGGAAAUCUCCUCGCAAACGGAUGGCAAAAUGAAGAUGAAAAUAACCACAACGCAUAAUCACAAGGCGCACAAGCUGGACUUGAAGCGCUCCCACUCGCUGGCCGGCGGUGAGCUGGCUGCCCUGCAUCAGCUGAAGCUGCAGGAGCAACAGCAGGCAGCCGCUGUGGCGACCGUGUCCAGCCAGCAGGAUGCACUCAAUCGCACGCUGGGCGAGGAGGCGCGCAGCAUUAACAGCCUGAUGACAGCCAACACCAACUCCAAUUCGAACUGCAACACAGCUGUUGCUGCUGGUGUUGCUGGUGUUGCUGCUGUUGCUGCUGCUGCUGUUGAGAAGAAGGAGCUGAAAUUGCCCGCCUCCCCGCCGCUGCCGCCCAGCCUAUUUAAGGCCUUCAAAGCAACAGCAGCUCCAACAACAGCUUCAAUAGUUGCGCCUCCUGCUACAGCAGCAGCAGUGGCAGUGGCAGCAACUGCUGCAGUAGCUGCCCCUGUUGCCGCACCCAUAAAGUUGAAGCCUGCGCCACAGCAACUGCAGCCCAAGCCUGCCAAGCCGUCGCAGCUCACCAACAACAACAACAACAAUAGCAGCAACAACAACAACAACAUUCGCAAACCAACUUUGAUGCCGCACUUUGUUGUGCCACAGACGCCGAUGCGUCAAGCGCCGCUGCCGCCGCAUCAUAUGCAACGUUACCUCUCCACGCCCAGCUCGAUAGCCAGCGCUGCCAACAAGCAGCCCAAACGCUCGCUAUCCCUGGACGAGACCCAGCAACAGUUGCUGCUCGCAAAGCAGCCGCGCCUCGACUACCAGCAGCAGCAGCAGCAGCAGCAGCAACAACAGCAGAUAAACAAGCUAAAUGCCGCCAACAAAGCCAAAAGCUAUGCGCCACAGAUGCGUCUGUAUGGACCGGAGCUGGCCAAGACGACGACGACGACGAUGAGCAGCAACAUGCCCAUGCUGUGCCCCGCCGGGUUGAGUCUGACGCUGCCACAGUCAACGCUGACUAUAACGCCGAGGCCGAGCAACAGCGGCCAGGCGAGUGCCUUGCAUGGCCUGACUUAUCCCUACACGGAGACCACACUGCCGGCGCUGGAGAUUGUGCGUCUGGGUGCGGGUGCAACGGCGGCGGGGGCACGUCUAAUGGGUCCACCUGUUGGUCUGCCCAGGCAGAAUACGAAGCGUGCCUCAGCCUCAGCCUCAGCCGCGGCCGCGGCACAAUCGCCGCCGUUGUCCAUGCCGGCAAUGGUGAAAUCGCCUCCAUUGUCGGUGGCGCUCAGUGCGCAACGAGGCAGCAACAGCAACCUGAACAACAACAGCAGCAACAGCAACAACCUGAACCUGAACAACAAUGCUGCUUAUCGCACAUCGCCACCAGCCUUAAUCAAUCUGCGCAGUCCGUUUCCAGCCAAAGCCAAAGCUGAAGUGAAUGCUAAGAAAACAGUUGCUGCGGUCGCAGCAGCAGCAACGGCAGCAGCAGCAGCACAAGCAGCAGCAACUGUUGCCAAUGGCGCAGCGCAACUGUUGGACAAGUCGAAAACAACUUUGCGCGAAUUUCGGCCACCACCAACAACAACAACAACAGCAGCAGCAGCAGCAACAGUAGCAGCAUUGACAACAACAGCAACUAGCACGACAGCGGCAACGGCAGCAACAAUUGCCAAGGAUGCUGACAUACUUGAUUUAUCAGCAGGCACAGGACGCAACAUCAACAGUAACAGCAGUAGCAGCAGCAACAGCAGCAGCAGUGGCAAGCAGACAACAACAAGCAGCAGCAGCAGCAGCAGCAGCAGCAAAAGCGCCAAGCAGCCGGCAACAACAGCAGCCUUAAGCAACAGCAACAGCAACAAUAUCAGCAGCAUCAGCAGCAGCAACAGUUUGGAGGCAGCGCUUAAUAAAAUCAAGCAAAACAUUUGCGCCAACAGCAACAGCAGCAACAACAAUAAUAGCAGCAGCAGCAGCAGCAGUAGCAGCAACAACAACAAUGCAACUGCAAAAGCAACUGCUGCUGCCGCCGCUGCCGCUGCCGCUGCUGCUGAUGAUCUGCAAAAUCUGCAUUUGCUGUCCGAGUCGGCGACGGCGCGCGAGAAGAUCUCGAUCUCAAAGAAGUGCGGCAACAUGUACGAGAAUAAGCCAAAGAAUGCGUUGGUGCGGCCACAGAAUGCAUCCGUGCGCAGCAUACCCAAUCCCUCAGCGUUGGCCUUUCGCAAUCAGGCGACGCCAACAGCAGCAGCAGCAGCAGCAGCAGCAGCAACAACAACUGCAACUGCAACAGUCGCAGCAGCAACAAUUGCAGCCAAGCCGCUAACGGUUAAGGCUGAUGAGCAGCACAAAGCGCCAACAGCAGCAGCAGCAGCAGCAGCAGUUACAACAACAGCACAGCUCAGUCCCGGCAGCAGCAACAACAACAGCAACAGCAGCAACAACAGCAGCAGCAACACUGCUUCAGCCACCUCGCCGCGUGCAAUAAAAAAGCCGACAACCAUCGAUCAAGUUGCUGCCAAUUUGAACAUACUCGCCGAGGCCAAGGCAGCCGCACUCGCCGAGGAGGCGCCACUUGUGCCACAGGCGGGCAACAGCAACAACAACAACACUGUUGUUUCUAGUGUGGCAGCAGCCAAAACGCCGGAACUGGAAAAAGGCGCCAGCAGCAGCAGCAGCAGCAGCAGUACGGCUAAUGUGGCUAAAACGGAUGCCAAAGCGCCAGCAGCAGCAGCAACAGUAGCAGCAGCAACAGCAGCAGCAGCAACAACAAUAGCAACAGCAGCAACAGCGGCAACUGCAACACCUGCCACACUCCCGCUGCCAUCGCUGCCGAUGCCAAGUGUGGCAAAUGCGAGCAGCGAUUCAAUGUCAAAGCCGCCUGUACAAAUUGCCGCCACCGACACUCUGGCAUCGGUGGCAAGUUCCGCUUAGUCACCAGCGUUUCUAUGGAUGUGCGGCACGCAAAUGUAUCUCGUGGCGCCACUGGAGAGUCUACAGCAAACCAACAACAGCAAUUAAUGCGAGCUCCAAUUCGAUUUACAGUUUGAACGGAUUUAAUCGAUUGAGAAUCACGGAGAAGGUCAGCUUUCUCGUCACUCGCCCACUUGCCACUCGUCACGUGUCGCUGCAGCGAAUAGGCCUUGCAACUUAACCGUAAAUACCUUCAUUUGACAAGCAAUAUUAACCCAAUUCGCACACAUACAACAAGAUACAAGAUACUUACACACAUCUGCAGAAACAAAUGCAAAAAAUACGCACACACACACACAUAUAUAUGUAGAUAUAUAUAUAUAUUUAUAUAUAUGUUUGCAUGCUAAUAAAUGUGCAAAUAUUUGCGCCUGGAAUUAGUACGCCUCGAAAUAAAUUAUAAACCUAAUGGAAAUAUAUAUAUACACGUAGUAUGCAUAUAGGUAUGUACAUAUAUAUAUAGGUAUGUAGUAUAUCUGCUAACUACAGCAAUAGCAACAACAACAACAACAGCUGCAAAAGCAAAAAAGCUGACACAAAAAUGCGAAAUAUAAAUAAAUAACCACAAAGCAAGCUGCUGUUGUUGUUGUUGAUUUUGUUGUUGGCAUAGCAAAAAAAAA